AUGGCUGAUUUGACGACCACCUGCCAAAAGAAGGCAGGGGACUUCGAAGAGCGGAAGAAGCUUCGUGGAGAGGAGCUCGUUGCGCUGGGCGAAGCCAUCAAGGCAAUCUCCGAGAUCUCCGGCGCCAGCCUUGCGCAGACGGUGAAGACGGCCUCGGCCCUGGUGCAGCUGCGAACCGACGCGGCGAACCCGGCGCAGGCCCAAGUGGCUCGUUUCCUGCAGAGGGAGGCGUCGAGUCUGAACAGCCGGCUUCUCUCCGCGCUUGCGGAACGUGCACGAGCAGACCCAAUGGGGAAGGUCAAGCAGAUGAUCGAGCAGCUGAUUGUGCGACUCAAGGACCAGGCCAAGGAGGAGACGACCAAAAAGGGUUGGUGCGAUGCAGAAAUGUCGACGAACAAAGCCACCCGCGAGGAGAAGUCCGAUGCCGUGAGCAGUUUGAAGGCAGAGAUCGAUGAGUUGGAGGCCCACAUCAGCAAGCUGGGGGAGGAGAUCGCCAGCUUGUCCGGUGAGCUGACCGAGCUUGACAAUGCCACAUCCGAGGCGACCAGUCUCCGGCAGAAGGAGGAGGCCAAGAAUGAGGCAACGGUCAAGGAAGCCAAAGAGGGCCAGGAUGCGGUGGCCAAGGCGGUUAUGGUGCUGAAGGACUUCUAUGCCAAGGCUGGGCAGUCCACGGCACUGCUGCAGAGCUCUGAACUCCAUGGAGCCCCUCCCGUCUUCGGCGACGAGCCCUACACAGGCAUGCAGAAGGCCAAGGGCGGAGUGGUGGCGAUGCUGGAGGUGAUCGAGUCAGACUUCUCUCGGAUGGAGGCGGAAGCCACUGCCAGCGAGGCAGCAUCAAAGAAAGAGUUCGAGAGCUUUGUGGAGGAGUCCAAGAUCACCAAGGCUGAGAAGUCCAAGGAGGUAGAGCACAAGACAUCCUCCAAGCAGCAGAAGAAGUCCGAGCUCAUCACCUUGCAGGCUGACCUGCAGGGAACUCAGAAGGAGCUGGAUGCGGCCGAGGUUUACUUCGAGAAGCUGAAGCCCGACUGCUUGGAUGCGGGCCCGAGCUACCAGGAGAGGAAAGCUCGCAGAGAGCAGGAGAUGAAGGAUCUGAAGGAGGCCCUCGAGAUGCUGGAUGCCGCGUGA
This is a messenger RNA of Symbiodinium sp. CCMP2592, 1125 nucleotides long. Lineage: Eukaryota; Dinophyceae; Suessiales; Symbiodiniaceae. The record is from the annotation of a GenBank genome assembly.